AUGGCCAUUUUGAGGCUGCGCAGGCCCGGCAUGGCAGGCUGGUCAGCCUCCGUCAAGGACGGCUUGAAAUCUCGGACACAUGUCUCGGGCUGGACUCUGCCCAAACAGCCCAGCUCCGUCGCUCCUCCAAACGUCUGGAGUAACGCUGAUCAGGACCCUGUGCCUCCAGAAAGACGAACCUGGACAGCACGAACAUUCGUCGCAUACUGGUUCAGCGACCUGGUCACGGUUUCCACCUGGUCUCAAGGCAGCUCGGUGGUUGCAGCCGGCCUUUCUGCGUCAGAUGCCAUGCUCAUUUGUUUCGUUGCCAGCAUGUGCAACGCUGUGCCCAUCGUCCUCAAUGGAGCCAUCGGCAGUGCUUUGCAUAUUCCAUUUCCGAUUGCCGCUCGGGCGUCGUACGGGUACUGGCUGUCUUUCUUUGCCGUCGGCUCCAGAGCGAUCCUUGCGCUUUUCUGGUUCGGCGUGAACAGCGCUGCUGGUGGUCUCGCGGUAACUCAAAUGAUCAAGGCAAUCUGGCCGUCAUACGCAAACUUGCCUAACCACCUACCAGCCUCGGCAGGCAUAACGACGCAGGGAAUGGUCUCGUAUGUGCUGUUUCAUCUGUUGCAGCUCCCGUUCCUAUUCAUACCCAUGCAUCGGCUCCAGCCACUCUUUCUGGCUAAAGUAAUUGUCAUGCCCCCCGUUGCCAUCGGCAUGGUGUCUUGGAUCGCUACUCAAGCUGGUGGUAACGACUUCUUCGACGCCCCGGCGACUGUUUCCGGCAAUACCAGAGUCUGGCUUUGGCUUGCCAGCAUGACUUCGGUCACCGCAUCUUAUUCUACACUUGCUGUCAACAUUCCCGACUUCAGCAGAUUUGCCAAAAGUCUACGGGCUCAAAUAUGGCAACUUCCUUUCAUCCCGAUCUUCAAGGUGGUCAUUGCCGCUUGCGGUAUCAUUUCGGCGUCCGCAUCCAAAAAGAUCUACGGAGAGGCUUUGUGGAAUCCACUCCUGAUCAUCGACAAUUGGCACGGCUCGUCAGGUGGCCGCGCUGCCGCAUUCUUCUGCUCCAUCUGCUGGUGUCUUGCUCAGAUCUGUUUGAAUAUUUCGGCAAACUCGCUCUCUUUCUCCAACGAUAUCACAUCACUGCUACCAAGAUUCAUCAACAUCCGGAGAGGCUCGGUCAUAUGCUUUCUGAUCGGGGGGUGGGCACUGUGCCCGUGGCUGAUUCUGAAAUCCGGCCAGACGUUUCUCAACUUCAUGUCAGCAUAUGCCAUCUUCAUGGCGCCCUUAGCCGGGUUUCUCAUGUGUGACUAUUGGAUCGUCAAACGCCGGAGAUACGAUGUCCCGGCACUGUACGACCCCAACGGCAUUUAUGGAAAGUGCAACUGGCGAUCAUUGAUCAUUCUGAUUAUAACCAUCGUCCCGAUGUUGCCCGGAUUGGCAAACAAAGUCUCACCGGACACAGUACAUAUACCUACCGGGCUUCAACAUCUUUUUGCAAUCAACUGGCUUUACGGAUUUUGCCUCACGGUUGUGCUCUACGCGGUGUUGAACUUCGUGUUCCCUGAUAAAAAGACACUGAUCCCUCGUGUCAUUGAGGGUAUUUCUUCACCGGAAGUUGUGGAUGUGGAGGACCCUAGCUCUGACUCCAAAAGUCAACAUGUGAGCGCAGAACAAGUAAAUAGCGAUUGA
Messenger RNA from Exophiala spinifera, 1671 nucleotides. RefSeq lists its product as uncharacterized. The coding region runs from base 1 to 1671 and encodes 556 amino acids. Gene Ontology annotation, molecular function: nucleobase transmembrane transporter activity. Gene Ontology annotation, cellular component: plasma membrane. Gene Ontology annotation, biological process: nucleobase transport; transmembrane transport. The transcript has 2 exons. The record is from RefSeq and is a predicted model, not a curated record. NCBI's taxonomy places the organism in Eukaryota, Fungi, Ascomycota, Eurotiomycetes, Chaetothyriales, Herpotrichiellaceae.